This is a messenger RNA of Cuscuta epithymum, 1798 nucleotides long. Lineage: Eukaryota; Viridiplantae; Streptophyta; Magnoliopsida; Solanales; Convolvulaceae. The record is from the annotation of a GenBank genome assembly.
GCCCAGUGUAAAAGUUAAACUGGCCCAGGGUAUGAGUAUUAUGGCCCAGUGUAAAAAAAAUCAGUUCAGCUCCAACUUAAUGAAAAGAAGUGCAGCGCCCCAGCGCAAUCCAAAAAUCACGGACGGACGAAGCUGACGCACCGCGCACGCCUCAGCGGCUCAUCCAGCACCGCCUAAUCGCCGGACGUCGUCAACUCGUCGACUCGCCUAAUCGCCGGUCGCCAGUCGCACCCUAAGAUGCUCGGUAUGGCUUGAGUGCAGAGACGUUGCUUGGACCUGAGUGCUUGACCGGCGAUGGCUAUCUUCUUCUCUCUUGGACUCCAGAAGCCGGAAGCUGCUUUUCCUCUCUUCAAGGUCGUUGCUUCAAGCAGAGCCGCAGAGGGUAAACAUCGGUUCUGGCUAUGCCCCUGCAAAGAGUUAUAGCCUAAUACCUGUUUCUAGCAUAGAAAUGCGAGCUCUUCAACGGUUAAUACGUACUCAUCUUCUUGCCAAGCCCAUAAGCGUUAGUCUUUUCUCCUCCUUCAGGCCAUUCUCUUCCGGGAUCGAUACGGAAUCCAGUUGGAGCUCCCAUUUCGGAGAUUCUGGUUCCACCGACGUAUUUGAUUGGGAUGCGCAGUCAUCCUUCUGGUCCACCGGGCUAACGAAGGAGCACUUCGACGGAGAGAUCGUGGGUCGAAAAAUUGGGCCAGACACAAAACCCCCGAACACUAUUUCCGGGUCGACCCGUUGGACGGAUGAGGAGUUGAAUAUGGUUAAGCAACUGAGGGAGGAAAAUCUCAGCGGCAAGGCCUUUGCAGAUAAGAGUAUGAGAGAGAUGAAAUUUUCAGUGAAGCAGGUGAGGAAGCCAAGGGUGUUUUUGAAGGAUUCUCAAAAAACAGAAAUGUACAAGAAGCACAAGGAAAAUCCUGAUGUAUACACGGUUGAAAGUCUUGCAAAGGAAUAUGGGAUCCUGAGGCAGAGGGUGCAUGCCAUUCUAUGGUUGAAAGAGUUGGAGGAGGAGGAAGAGAAGAAGCUUGCAUGUCCACGGGAUGAUUCAAUUGACAUCUUGCUUGAUACUUGCCCCGAGGACACUGUUUUAAAACUUCAACAGUUUUGCUGAUGACAAAUUUGUACUUCUCCCCCAGAUUUUUUAACUCCCACGACAGAGAAUUUGAAGUUCCUAGCAUUCCAUUCAAGAAAUACUUUGAAGUUAUGCCAGAGGGCUGGGAUGGAAUGACUAGAGACCCAGAUGACGGGUACUGUGAAACAUCCAUAAGAGAGGAGGAGAUGAUUUAUCAGGAUUUUGUCCAACGGUUCAACUGCAAUAAGAUGAAGAUGGCAAAAAAGCAUAAGUACAACCGAAGGCACGCAGCACAUACAAGGAACUAUACUGAUGAUAAGUUAGGGCCACCUAGAAACCAGCAGAGCCAGGAUGGGAUGGGCCUUUUUUAUGGCUCCAGCUAUCCUCUCUAUGAACUAAGGAGAAUCUUCAUGAAGAGAAAGUCCCCUCGACGAAGCAGAAAGAUCCGCUUAUGACCUCAACAUAUAAAGGUAGAGUCGCUGGAAGACAUAAUUUUUUUCAAAUGACAUUUGCUCAGAUCAUGUUUCCUAACACAUCACAUGUUCAUCAGCCGUAAUUACACAUGGCACAUAUAGUGUUUGUAAGUGUUUUUGUAACUUUUUUUUUGAACUUGUAGCAUUAUUGUGGGAAUACAUACUCCUUUCGUGUCCAUCACAAAUGUGUUGGCAUUUGUAUCUUGCUUUUUCUUUGGGAGUGCAUUUUACAGUAUUAAAUUUUAUCAAUUUCACUCUUGGGUCA